Molecule: messenger RNA, 3424 nt
Organism: Chlamydomonas reinhardtii
Lineage: Eukaryota; Viridiplantae; Chlorophyta; Chlorophyceae; Chlamydomonadales; Chlamydomonadaceae
Exons: 3
Coding region: 196-2457 (753 amino acids)
Biological process (GO): ceramide biosynthetic process; sphingolipid catabolic process
Cellular component (GO): endoplasmic reticulum; cell periphery; membrane
Molecular function (GO): glycerophospholipase activity
Source: RefSeq, a predicted model, not a curated record
GCCCCGGCCCAAACUCCUGUCUGCGCAGCCACUUCCUUAUAACUUGACAGACACGGCGAGCAGUCCGCACGGCGUAGACAGCCUCAUAGCUUGUCACUGCAGGACGACCUUUCCCGCUCUUCCCGCGCGCAAUCCCCGCGGCUUCCCGCGCCCGCGACCUUUCCGCCGCGUGGCUGCAAGCUGCAAGCGGAAGAGAUGCCUCUCAAGACCGAUGACGACUUCAAGCUUUCACCUGAACUCAUUGAAGACAUCGCCGGGCGACUCCACCGAAACGAGGUUGUGACCAAUUUGAAACUGCUCAACAGCAAGGCCGCAGCGGCUCUGCGCGGGAGCUACAGCACUAUUCGCCUAGAACAUCGCAAGCCCGUCCCGUAUCGGAACGUCUACAUCGCGUGCGCGGAGACCUGGCCUGGCGACGCUUUCGCGCGGCACUGGGGCCGCCCCGAGCCGUGGCGCUCGCUGCCCUUCCCCCGGCGCCUCCGCCUGCUGUGCCUGGCCGCCUCCAGCCACCACCCGCCCAGCCUGGGCGCCGCACUUACCCACUCUGGCGUGGGUCUGGCACCUGCGGUCAUUGAGGCCGCGGCGGCGGCCGGCGACCUUGACGCUUUCCUUCGCCUGGUGUCGGAGGGCUGCGAUUGUGCCAUGGCCGCCCUCGAGGCGGCGGCGCACUGCGGCCAGCUGCACGUCCUGCAGUGGGUGUGGGAGGAGCUGGAGCCGGGGCUGCAGCUGCGGCAGGCGUUUGACUGCGGUACCGACGAGCUUGGCCAUCUGGCAAUGUCGGCUUGCGCGGGCGGGCAGGGCCACGUGCUGACGUGGCUGGAGAGCCUCGCCGAUCCGCCGACCCAGCCGCCGACGACGGCAGCAGCCGCGGCGGGGGCAGCAGGGGCUGCGGCGACUGGCAGCAAGCACAGCAGCAACCGUGGAGGUCUGGACCACGUCCGGGUGCGUGAGAGGCUGGAGUCUUCCUUCUUCGCAAUGGCAAACCAGGCCGCGGUGCACGGCCGUACAGGGCUGCUGGACCGGCUGCUGCAGCCCGAUGGCCGUUACGCGGACGCAUUUGAGGGGCUUGCAAACUACAUGGUCAAGGAGCUUUUCCUGCACAUCGGUUCCUUUUGCCCGCUAGCAACCCUGCAGCGCUACCACGCAACCUGGGCUCCCCAUGUUUCGGAGGAGGAGAUGGUUGUCGUAGCACUGCAAGGCACCACCGCCGACUGGCGGGAGAAGUGCGAUUGCAUGCUGGAGAAGCUGGCGGCGGCGCUUGAGGAGGAGCGGGCGGCAGCUGAAGCCAUGGGGCAGCAAGCUGGCGGGGGGGUGCUGGAGGGGCCAGAGGCGCAGGAGGGGCCCGCCGCGCUUGUGGUGCGGGUGGCACGGUCAUACAUGCGCGGUUGGGGUCAGUUUGCGGAGCACUGGCCGUCCAAGAAUGUUCCAGACUUCAUGGAGCGCAUGCGCUACCUCACCGCUCUGGGCCUGCCAAGCGGGGAGUGGGAGCCGCAGGUCGCCACGGCACUCGCGGCUACGGGCAACGCGGUGACGCUGAGGCAGCUACUGGAUAUGUGGAACCCGGCUGCUGCAGGACGACGAGAGCACUCCGAGUGGCAGCGCAAAUACGGUUACCACGUGCCCGUGCUGGAGCUGCUGGUGGAGCGCUUUGGCGCCGGCGUGUUUGGGCUCGAGGAUAUCAUUGCUGCUGGCGAGUCAUACCGCAUGCCAGCUCUGCAGUACCUGGUCAACACGUGGGUGCAGGCGCAUGCCGCCGGGCAGCAGGACAGCAGCGGCAGCAAGAUCGCGGCGGGCAGUGGCGGCGCGCGCGGCUGGGGUAAAGCUCUCAGCUGCGCAGCGGAACAGGGUGCCGACCUGUCGCUGCUGCGGCUGCUGCACGAGCGCUGCGGCGCGGCCAUCGACCUGGCGGCGGUGGCGACCGGGGGGAGCGAGGACAGCAUCCAGUGGGCCGUGGGCACAUUGAGAGCGGCAAGGAGGGACGCAUCACUCACCGCCGACCAGGUGUGGCGCAUUGCCGAGUUCGGCAACCUGGCGGCGGCGGCCUGGGUCCUGGACCACGGCCUGCUGUCGCCGCGCGGCAGGGCCCUGCCGCACCCGGCGGAUUGCCCCUGCAUCUCUGCGUUCAAGCCUGCUGGCGACUACGAAUGCUGGACCAUUGGAGACCGGGGUCCGGUCAACUGCAUUCGACUGUGGGUGGCACGCCGCGCCAUGGCGGCGGCCGCAGCACCGGCGGGCUCGAGGGCUCACCAGGCUAAGGAGUGGGUGCGGCUGGAGGCGUUGGUGGCGAAUGGCAUGCCGCACCAGAAGGCGUGGCUGCGUCGGCAGCGGCCGCAGGAGCUACAGCAGGCAGUGGCGGCGUAUGAGGAGGAGGAGGAGAAGGAGAAGAAGAAGAAGAAGCCCGCGCAGCCGCAGCAGCCGCAGGCAAAGGUGAAGACGCGGUCGAGCCGUCGGCGUUAGAUGGGAGCCGGGGCUGCACACAAGGGCGCAGCAAGGCUGCCGUCCUCAGGUCGUGGGCUUCGGGCUUUGCCAGCCUUCUGGCGGCUUCUUAGAUCAUGCACAAGGCCGCAGUGUUUUCCGGAUGACGUGAAAGUGCACAGUUUGUUUAGACGUGUACCGUAGUUGGCGUCACAUGGACUGUGGCUAUGGCAGGGGCAGCAGAAGUGACGAGAAAUGGCAAUGCAGGGAUUGCGCAACUAGAGGUGAAAGCGUGCGAGUGUCGAAGGUGGAAAUGAGCUAACGCGCAAACGGCUUGCGGUACGGUAUCGGUCGUGCGUGCAUGCAGAUUAGGUCGUCUGGUUGACCCGUCUGGGUAGACCAAGAAAGUGAGUGAGGCCUGUGAGGGCAUGAUAUAUGUGGCCGUGCCGUUUACGUUUGAUGCGGACUAAUGCGACACAAAGGGCGACAUCAUAGCUCCAGCCGCCGCCAAGGUGACAGCGGGGCGCAGUGACAUGCUAUCAAAGGAUUGGCGAGGCCUGGCGUGUUUUCUUGGUUUAGCAUGUUGCGGCGGUAACUGCGCCUAAUUGCCCCGAGGCCAUUGCGUCUAAUUGCUCCGAGGCAUCCAGGCGAGGCCACAGGGCGCAUCCGCUCCAAGAUCCGCUCCACCAGGCUAUAGACCACGCAGCACGCUACCAAACGCCAGAUGACGGCCUGUACGAUACUCCAAUAUCGCAGCCAUGACAUGCCAUGCUUUUUGUCGUUAGGGGCCGAGAGGCGAGAAAGCCGGGUUGGAAGCGGGCCUGGCGGGCAGGGGGGCCUGCGGCAUGGCUAGCAUGGCCAGGAUGUCAGCAGCCGGCGGUGACAGAUACGGCAUACAGUAUGUGUGAAAGCGGUGUCAAGGAGGGACAUUAAGAUGAUCAUUUCCCGUAAUCCCGCUGUGUCCUGCGGUGUCUGCAAGCGGAAACGUGAACACUGCGAUCCAAGAAUC